This is a messenger RNA of Rhodamnia argentea, 1267 nucleotides long. RefSeq lists its product as uncharacterized. Lineage: Eukaryota; Viridiplantae; Streptophyta; Magnoliopsida; Myrtales; Myrtaceae. The coding region runs from base 88 to 966 and encodes 292 amino acids. The record is from RefSeq and is a predicted model, not a curated record. The transcript has 6 exons.
AAAAAAUUCAGGCUAACAAAUCAGGAAGAACGACGAAGACGAAGACGAAGACGAAGACGAGGAGCAGAGCGAUUGAGCUCGAGCCAAAUGGAUUUGUGGAGCCGAGCUCGGAGCUUCGCGGAGGAGGCCGCCAAACGGUCUCAGGAGCUGACCAAGGAAGCCGCGAAGCGAUCCCAGGAGCUCACCAUCGGCUCCUCGAGGCUCUCCGACAUCGUGUCCGAGACGGCGAAGAGGUCCAGGGAGAUCGCCGCCGAGGCGUCGAAGCGAGCCGACCAGAUCAAGCUCGAGGCCAUCAAGCGAGCCGAUCGGCUCAAGUCGCUGGCCGAGGGCUCCGGCGCGCUCGCCGGGACGGGGUCUGCCACGGGGGCGCGGAAGGAGGAGGAGGAGGUGGAGGUGGCGUUGGAUCCGGAGAAGCUCGGAGUCACUGAUGAAUUGAGAGAGUUCGUCAAGGAAAUCAACGUCACCACCUUCCGGGAUUUUCCCCUGCCAGAUGAUUCUGAGAUGUCAGACGUUCCUACAGUCUCAAAUGUAAGGCAGGACCUUACGGAGUUUCAAGAAAAGCAUGCCAAGCUUGUUCUUUCAUCUGUAAAGGAAAUCUCGACUUUGAGAUAUGAGUUGUGCCCACGGAUUAUGAAAGAACGGAAGUUUUGGAGAAUAUAUUUCAUACUAGUCAAUAGCCAUGUUGCGCCCUAUGAGAGGCAAUACAUGGAGGAUGUUAGACAAAAAGCAUCAGAAGAAGUUAAAGAACCUCCAAAUGCAGGAGUAGCAACUGAAGCAGAGACAAAGGAACCAAAUAAUCCGAGUAAGCUAGGCAAGACUUCCACCUCAACAGAGCAAGACUUGGAUGUCUUCCUUUUGGGAGAUCUUGGAGAUGAUGAUGAGGGACCAGAUGAUGGAGAUGCAGGCUUUGAUGAUGAUUUUGACAAAAUCAUUGAUAGUUCGGAUGACGAGAAAAAGAAAGAGUAGAAUAUACAGUGGCUGCAACGAAGCUUGUUCAUUGGUAGUCCGCAACAGGCAGAUCUUAGCGCAGCCAUUGAAAUCCGAAACCUUUGUGGAGUAUCCACAGAUAUGUCCUCCAACCCUUUCCUUUCUCUGUCUACUUGCUUUGGUCUCUCGAUUAUUUUCUUAUAUGUUUAUGGGAGAGAAGACAAGGGAAGGUGGUCAGUUGUAUAAAGUAUCGACUUUUGCAGUCGGGUGAAUUGCAUUUGUGGCUACCAUUCUUUGUAGGAUCAACUCUUAGAAAAAUAAUGCUACUUGACAAUGGCUC